This is a messenger RNA of Triplophysa rosa, 885 nucleotides long. It is a transcript of the gene fsaf1, whose product is annotated as linkage group 15 C1orf131 homolog. Bases 117 to 875 code for a protein of 252 amino acids. The record is from RefSeq and is a predicted model, not a curated record. The transcript has 7 exons. Lineage: Eukaryota; Metazoa; Chordata; Actinopteri; Cypriniformes; Nemacheilidae.
UCAAGACGGUACACAAGAAGGGACAUUUCGCAUUUGGUUGCACACACGUGAAACACGAAAACAUACAAACGACUAACAUUUUGGUCAAUAAACGUUUUAUUUUUAAUACUUAAGAAAUGAGCGUUCCAGGAGAUGAACGCGCGACAGAGCCGGAUGACGAUCAUUAUUUCCUCGAUCAAGUGCUGAACAAGUUGUAUGAUUUUGGUGAUGGUGCUGGAAAAAGGAAAUCAAAGAAAUCCCAGAAGAGGAAAAGCAGCUCUGCUACAGAAGAGCAUCAUGAGAACGAUACACAGGCAAACACAGAGACCAGCCAUAACACUUACUUAGACCUGCACGUGACAAACGUCUCAAACUCCACCGUAUGUGAAAACACAGCAUCUGAAACUCAGCAAUCCACCGUGGAGGUUGUUACGUUCGUUGAUCCCAGGAAGAAGCACAAAGUAUCGAAGACUGUUGAACCAGCGCAGAAGGUGCCUGAAGUCAAAGAAAAUGAGAAAACAGACUUGGAUAAUAAACUUGCAAUAGAAAAGGCGCGACUUGAAGUUCACCAGUUUGGACUCUCGGGGUAUAAGAAAGGGCAGCAGAGGGUUUUCGAGCAGGACAGAGCCAUCAUGCUGGGAGCCAGACCCCCCAAAAAGCAGCAUGUUAACUACAAAGUGUAUCAACAAAUGAUAAAAGAAAAGCAGUUGAAGGAAAAAGAGGAAGCAAAGUCUGAGUUUCAGAGGCAAAAGGGGAAAGGAGGAAAAAGAGGUCCUGAGAGAAGUAAAUCGUCCUCUGGAGGGCAGCUUGGAGGGCAGGUUGGACGCUUUAAAAAUGGAAUGCUGGUCUUGAGCUCCAAAGACAUUAAGAAAGUCAAUUUUAAAAGGAAAAAGUAACACUGGAUGA